AUGGGCGAAGCUUACCUGGUACCCGCGCCAAGAGCGCAACCGGACUUCAUCCACCGCUUCGACCAACUCACGACUCGCCUAAACGAGACCAACCUGAACCAAGUCGUCAAGCUGCUUACCUUGAUGCCUUGGGAAUUCCGCCACUUGGUCGACCGUCUGCUCAACGGAGCCACUGAAGCGAGAAUGUCGACGGUGAAGACGGAACUGAAGGCCGAAUGGAAAGCCGCCGUGAAGGGUGGAGCCUUGAAGGCACCCAACGGCUACCCGAACAAAGACCGAGCACUGACUGCCGACGGCGGCGGUCGUGGCAACGGUGGUCGUGGACGCGGCAGAGGUCGCAACACGGAGUCUGCGCCCACGAAACCAGGCAAGUACCACUACUGUGGCAAUGAAGGCCACUGGCAACAGGACUGCCGCAAGAAAGCCCACGAUGAGAGUGCCACCACCGGAAACGGACAUGAUCGGAACGCCCGCGGCAACCAAGACCGACAGCACGACUCGACGUCCAACGCUGCCUACAUGUUCUCGGCAAUGGAAGCCGCCCCUAAGAUGGAAGAACCCCAAGAAGCCGAACCAUUGUUCGAGGAUCCUACCUGGAGUUGGGAGACACGCCCCACCCGUGACGUAUUGCUCCACUGGGAACGCAUCAGCGUGCUGUACAACAGCCACCACGGCCCGGAAGUCGCGCGACUCGGUCAAUUCCUCGUUCUCAACGACCCAAACACGCCACCAUGGAUGACGCACCCGUUCCUAAUCAUACAAUACGACGUGAGAGCGUUUCGACGUGUCGAUCUCAACACGGAAAUCGCCGAGGAAGGGCCACAUUACCGUCCAUGGUCGUCGCCGAUGGACUACAUCUCGUUCCCGAUCAGCGUCAACGGAUUCCCCUGGGCAGAGGCUUACCAGAUCAGCGUGAGACGUAACCGAUCUCUUGUGGCGAUCAUCCACGAUCGCAUCACGUCCAACAUGGACGUCGAAGGGAGUAACGCUGCAAUCGACUUCGCAGCCAACUCCGCGAUCGCCUUGCACGCCAACGGCCUCAGACAUCACAUCGUUGUGGACUCCGGCGCAUCAGCGCACAUGACCGGCGCCGCACAUCACCUCUUUGACACGUCAACCUGUGAUCGACGAGUGGUCGUCGCCAUUCAUGGCCCUUAUGGAUUGGGCUACACACGUGCUACAAUGAUAAAUACAAUGAGAGGCAAUAAUUAUAAAAAAAUUGGAGCAAAUCUUUAA
This is a messenger RNA of Aphanomyces invadans, 1236 nucleotides long. RefSeq lists its product as hypothetical. The transcript has a single exon. The record is from RefSeq and is a predicted model, not a curated record. NCBI's taxonomy places the organism in Eukaryota, Oomycota, Saprolegniomycetes, Saprolegniales, Verrucalvaceae. Gene Ontology annotation, molecular function: nucleic acid binding; zinc ion binding. Bases 1 to 1236 code for a protein of 411 amino acids.